Capronia coronata CBS 617.96 is the source of this 1509-nucleotide messenger RNA. RefSeq lists its product as uncharacterized. Gene Ontology annotation, molecular function: microtubule site clamp; protein binding. The transcript is spliced from 2 exons. Gene Ontology annotation, biological process: meiotic sister chromatid segregation; attachment of mitotic spindle microtubules to kinetochore; homologous chromosome segregation. Bases 1 to 1509 code for a protein of 502 amino acids. The record is from RefSeq and is a predicted model, not a curated record. Gene Ontology annotation, cellular component: chromosome, centromeric core domain; nucleolus; monopolin complex. Lineage: Eukaryota; Fungi; Ascomycota; Eurotiomycetes; Chaetothyriales; Herpotrichiellaceae.
AUGGAGGACUCGACCAACUUCAUCGACGAGAACUCGAUCCUCUCGUCCGCAUCGGACGCGACCGCCGCAAGUGCGUCUAAACCCGGCCUGGCAAAGAAAGGGAAGAAGCGACAUCGCGUGACCAUGCCUUCCAAAUCGAGAUCGAAAGUCCAGAAGCCUGCGUCUACAGCUGCGCCGGCCAAAAAGACUGCCGCAAAACGAAUGCCCGCAACGAAACGGAAAGCAUUCGAAGAGCACGCAGAAGAGAUGGACGCCAUUGGAGAGGAGGACCCGGAGGUCUCUGAGGUCGCGCAAGAGGAUGUUGCUCCCAAACCGAAGAAAGCUCCACGCGCGAAGGCUAAGGCGACUGCGAAUGCAACUAAAAGGAUACCAGAGACCAGCGAUCCCACCGAAGACAUGAUGGAGGUCGAGGGAUCGCCUGUCGUCGCACGCUCAAAACACGCCGCGAGUCGAAACACGAAAGACGCGCCCAAGGUUACAAGCAAACCCAGGUCCGCGCCAAAAGCGAAAGCCGUCAAGACGGCCAAGGCGGCGGAUCCAGAAGUAGUAGUGCAAGAAGACGCGGUGGAUGAGAUGGAUGAAGAUUCGCAACCCGUCGUCACGGUAGCCAUACCGAAACAGAAAACCACGACGAGAGAUGCGUCCAAAGCACGACAAGAACCGGGCUACAGGCGAUGCGCAGGAAGCGCGUCUGACACGGAGCGAGGAGAUCCCAAUCUUCGACGCAGACUGGGCGACAUUACGCGCAAACUCGAGAACGUCGACCUGAAGUACCACAAUCUGCGAGAAGUCGGGAUCCACGAGGCGAACGUGAACAUGGAGAAACUCCGCAAGCAAUGCGAUGCCGCCAUGCAAGCGUCCAACAACCUGGUCGCUUCGUUGAAGAAAGAGCUGGCAGCUCAGGCGCCUCUCGCCCAAGAAGCUCGGAAGCUGAAGAAACAGAUGCAAACCCAGGAGGAAGAGAUGGGUACUAUGCGCAAAGCUCUUUCAGACCUGGAGAAUUCUCUAAGCCAUGCGCAAAAUGAGAACAAAGCACUACAGGCGAAACUAGCAGCAGCCAGAGCCCCCUCAGUCGACAAUGCCAGAGCCAAAACGCCAGGGAGUGCGAUCAAAGCCACGGCGCAACGGCCACUCAUGAUUGGAAGCGCCGAAGCUGCUCAAGCCGCGCAGGUGGCGCAGAUGAAGGAAGACCUGUACAGUGAUUUGACGGGUCUCAUCAUCCGCAGCGUAAAGAGGACUGACGAGGGUGAUACCUAUGACUGCAUCCAAACCGGCCGAAAUGGUACAUUGCAUUUCAAGCUAUAUGUUGAUCAAGAGGACGCGAGGACGGCCAGUUUCGAAGAGACCGAGUUCCUCUACACGCCUCUUCUGGAUGCCAAUCGGGACCGUGACAUGAUAGAGUUGAUGCCCAGUUAUCUCACCGAGGACAUCACCUUUGCCAGACAGAACGCGGCCAAAUUCUAUGGACGGGUGGUCGACACCCUGACCAAGCGGCGAGCUGAAGAUUGA